This is a messenger RNA of Lycium barbarum (goji berry), 2632 nucleotides long. RefSeq lists its product as uncharacterized. The record is from RefSeq and is a predicted model, not a curated record. The coding region runs from base 263 to 2194 and encodes 643 amino acids. NCBI's taxonomy places the organism in Eukaryota, Viridiplantae, Streptophyta, Magnoliopsida, Solanales, Solanaceae. The transcript has 4 exons.
AAGAAAAGAUACUGUUGACAUCAUUUGUGGUCGCUGGUCAGUGACUGAAGUUUAACUACACUUUCCCAUUCUUGGAAUCAAAAUGCCUCCUUCCUUUCAUUUACUCUGCAACUUGUUUUGUCAGCAUAUUACUUUAUUCUCCUGAAAAAAAUCCCACAUUCUUGCCCUGUCAGAUUUCCCAAAACUUUCUUGGAAUAUAAGUGUCAAAGAUUUGAUUUUAUUUGACAUAGAGAGAAAUAGAGAGAAAGAUUGUGUGUUGUUAAUGGAGCUGGUAAGUUACUCUGACCCCAUGAAUGAAUCAAGUAACUCUAGUCCACCAUGGCAAGAAAUGUUCCAAUCUGCUUCAAUGAUGAAAACUGAUGCACAAUUCAAGAACAAUGGCUCAACACAAACUCCCCCAACAAAAAACACAGAAACCAAAGAUCAAAACUUCUUAUCAGAUGAAUCUCAGCAGGUACGCUUGGCCCUCUAUAUAGCAAUGGCUCAUGCUGGUCUUGCAUUCACAAUUUUCAUUCUUUAUGCUGUUGGCAAAUUGCUUGAAGAAUAUUUGAGGCCUAUUUUGUGGGCAGUGCUUUGUUCAAUACCUUUAAGAGGAAUUCAGCAAGCCCUUGUUGCAUUUUGGUCUGAACCUUUGAAACUAGGCCUCACAGAGACUAUUUUGGCUGUCCCUAUUGCUGUAUUUCACGUUUUUGUUGGAACCCUUGUUGAUAUUAGGGAAAUGAUUUUCAGAAUUGUUCUUAGGAGACAAAAAGGCAGUACUUUGAAGCGCAAUCGAAGCGGGUUUUUUAUGUUGUUGCGGUGGCUAGUUUCAUUUUGGGUGUUUGUUAUGGCAUAUGAGGAAAUUGGUCUCUUUGGAUCACUAGUACUUCUUGCAUUGGGAUUUAUGGUUCCUGCAAACAGUGUGGAGUCUACUAUGAAUGCCGUAACGUCUUUUAGAAGUCAAAGUUUCCGUAGACUGUCGAUAUCGGCUUUUUUCACUAGAGGGAUAUUGAAACGAUUAAAAACAAUAGUGGCGGUAGGACUGAUUAUCGGGUUGAGUGUUGGUUCGUUGGCAGGUACGGUUUUUUUCUCAUAUGAAAUUGGAUUGGAAGGAAAAGACGCGGUUAUUGCGUUGAAAUCCCGUGUAGAAGAGAGUAAUUAUGCUGAGAAAAUUGGCAUCAAACAAUGGAUGGAUGAAAAUGAUGUACCUGGGAUGGUGGAUAAUUAUACUAGUCAAUUAUAUGAGACAGUAUUUGACCAGAUGGAUAGCUACGCGAAGCAAUACAAUAUGACUGAAUUUGUUUCCGGGAUCAAACAUUUUAUUAGGACACCCGUGAAUAAUGAACGGUCUACGGCUUUGUCAUCCCGCUCUCGAUUUACUCAGAAAAUCAUGAGCGUUAAAAGGAGGAUUAAGGAUCGCGAAUGGGCACAAAUGUACGCAGAAGCGGGUGCGAUUUUCAAGGAAUUGCUGAUCACUAGAAAGGACUUGGUUGAAAAGGCAAAAGGCUUUGCCCUUCAAGGAACAAAUGUUAUGCAAGGGGUACUUGUUACUGGCACGUCACUUUUAGGUAGCAGCGUGCAGGUCAUGUUCUCGAUCGGAAGUUCUAUACUUUCAGGAGCUGCAGGAAUUUUCAAUUUCGUGUCUCAAUCGAUGGUGUUCUUUUGGGUACUUUAUUAUCUCAUCACAUCGGGGUCCGGAGGAGCAACGGAACAAGUAAUAUGCAUGCUUCCGAUAUCGCAUUCUGCAAGGACUCGAUGUGUUGAAGUUCUUGAUAAAGCGAUUUCUGGAGUUAUUUUAACGACUGCUGAGAUUGCGUUCUUUCAGGGAUGCUUGACUUGGCUCUUGUUCAGAUUAUACUCGAUACAUUUUUUGUACAUGUCGACCAUCCUUGCAUUUAUCAGUCCUCUGUUUCCGAUUUUCCCUACAUGGCUUUCGACUCUUCCAGCAGCAUUACAGUUAGUGUUUGAAGGUCGAUAUAUAUUGGCCGUUAGCUUAUCCGUUAUUCAUCUUGUGCUUAUGGAUUAUGGUACUUCCGAAAUUCAAGAUGAUAUACCGGGCUAUAGUGCUUAUCUCACUGGUCUCAGCAUUAUCGGUGGAAUGACAUUGUGUUCUUCAGCAGUUGAGGGAGCGAUAAUGGGGCCGCUAAUAACUACAGUUGUGAUUGGAAUUAAAGAUUUGUAUGUUGAUUUUCUACUGGAAGCACAGAAGGAAUGAGUACAAAAAAAACCGUGUUUCCAACACCCUCUGAAAGUAUUUCGUAGCCAUGGGAAGAAAUGCUGCAACUUAGCUUGAUCGCGAAGUAUUACAAUAGCAUUGAGUCUUUUUCGCGGAUCAAUGGUUGGCUUUGUUUCUCCCUGUGAUUGACUGUCUGUGUCCUCUGCAAAUUGGCUCGAUGUUUAUGUAUGUCACUAUGUCUCCAAAAUCCGUCAAUUCGUCUUUCUUUGCAAAUUGGCUCGAUAUUUGUGUAUGUCUGCAACAUCUGUCAGUUCAUCUUUUUCAGCAAAUUGGCUCGAGUUCUUAUGUAUGCCUCCAAGAUCUGUCAAUCUGUGUAUGUAAGUUGCUAGCUCCUUGGUUAAUGUAUAUGUAUGUAUAUCAUUUUUCUGAAUAGUGGUUUGUGUGAAGAGUUAGUUACUACAAUUUGCAAGCUUCUAA